This is a messenger RNA of Oncorhynchus tshawytscha (Chinook salmon), 3859 nucleotides long. RefSeq names its product DNA topoisomerase 3-alpha-like. Gene Ontology annotation, molecular function: DNA topoisomerase type I (single strand cut, ATP-independent) activity; DNA binding; zinc ion binding. Gene Ontology annotation, biological process: DNA topological change. The record is from RefSeq and is a predicted model, not a curated record. Gene Ontology annotation, cellular component: chromosome; nucleus. NCBI's taxonomy places the organism in Eukaryota, Metazoa, Chordata, Actinopteri, Salmoniformes, Salmonidae.
CGACAGUUGUUUUACGACAUCGUCGUUUUACGACUGCUGUUGUUGACAGGCGCGGAAUUUGUAAAAUCAAUAACAUCACAUUUAUCUGCCGUUUUUACCAACCCUUUCAGUUGGAAAAAUAGUUUUAAAACUAUUUAUUUAUUAGCAGAUUGGGUCCACGCUAAUGCACGUUACAUUGUAAAUUGUGUUUAGGUGAUCAGGAAAAUUGUAAGGUUAAGCUUCGGCAUGUAAACUUAGUUUCAGGGUUGAAGUUUGACAUGAGCUACUCCCAUCAAGCUAACUGACCCUGUGAGAUCUGGACAGUUUUAUGUUGUGUCAAUCUGUUGGAUCAGUCAAAAUAACAGUUUGUAACAACGCUUCAGGAGUUAUGUUGACUGAUUUUAGCUGGGCACGACGUGUGUGUGUGUAACGUUAUGUCAAGUGUAUCUCCAAUGCGCCCUGGCUAGGCUAGGCUAGCUAUGCUGAUACAUCAUCUGACUAGGGCUCUGUUCACAUCCGGACGACCGUUAACGUUACGGCUCCAGGUCCACAGGCGGUUUAGCGUCACCGGACAGAAGAGGACAGACUCCCCGGGAGACAUGAUCCGGAGGACUCAGAUCAAACGGGUUCUCUGUGUGGCGGAGAAGAAUGACGCGGCCAAAGGCAUCGCGGAGAUCAUGUCUGACGGCAGAGCGAGGAGGAGGGAGGGGCUGUCCGUCUAUAAUAAACUCUAUGAGUAUGAAUACAACCUGUUUGGAAGGAAUGUGACGGUGUGUAUGACGUCAGUUUCAGGUCAUCUGUUGGGUCUGGAGUUCAAGGCUCAGUUCCAGAAAUGGCACAGCUGUAAUCCUGUCCUGUUGUUUGAUGCGGAGGUGGAGAAGUAUUGUCCUGAGAACUUUGUUCAGAUCAAGCGGACCCUAGAGAGAGAGGUGAGUCAGUGCCAGGCGCUUGUCAUCUGGACAGAUUGUGACAGAGAGGGAGAGAACAUCGGCUUUGAGGUGAUAGACGUCUGCAAAGCAGUCAAGCCCGGUGUGCAGGUGUUCCGUGCUCGGUUCUCUGAGAUCACUCCCAACUCUAUCAGGAGAGCAUGUGACACGUUAACGGAACCAGACGGCAACGUCAGUGAUGCUGUGGACGUCCGUCAGGAGCUGGACCUCAGGAUAGGUGCAUCGUUUACCAGGUUCCAGACACUCCGCCUCCAGAAGACCUUCCCUGCCUCGUUGGCCAAUCAGCUGAUCUCGUAUGGCAGUUGUCAGUUCCCUACGCUGGGAUUCGUUGUGGAACGUUUCAAAUCCAUCCAGGCAUUUAUACCGGAGACAUUCUACAAGAUCAGAGUCCUCCAUGAGGUAGAGGAGGAAUCAGUAGAGUUCAGCUGGAAGAGGAACAGACUGUUCAACCACACAGCCUGUCUAGUGAUCUACCAGAUCUGUCUGGAGGAUCCCAUAGCAACCGUCACCUCGGUAACCAGUAAACCCAAAAGCAAGUGGAGGCCGCUGCCCCUGGACACAGUGGAAAUGGAGAAGCUGGUUUCCAGGAAGUUGAGAAUCGGCGCCAAAGAGACCAUGAAAAUCGCUGAGAAACUAUACACACAGGGGUUAAUCAGUUAUCCGCGUACAGAGACCAACCUGUUUCCUAAGGACCUGGCCCUGGGCCCCUUGGUGGAGCAUCAGACACACAGCCCCUCCUGGGGGGCCUUCGCUAGGGGGGUGAUGGAGCAGCCAGGGGGACCCAACCCACGGCAGGGCACCAAGACAGAUCAGGCUCACCCCCCUAUACACCCCAUUAAGUACACCAACACACUACAGGGCAACGAGCAGCGUGUGUAUGAGUUCAUUGUGCGUCACUUCCUGGCGUGCGUAUCCCUUGAUGCUGUGGGGCAGGAAACGGUGGUCGAGGUGGAAAUGGCUCACGAGAGGUUCUCCGCAAACGGCCUCAUGAUCAUCAGGAGGAACUACCUGGACGUGUACCCCUACGACCGCUGGAGCACUAAGGUGAUCCCAGUGUAUGAGCAGGGUAGCCAGUUCCAGCCGUCAGCGAUAGAGAUGCUGGAUGGCCAGACCUCUCCUCCUCAACUCCUCACGGAGGCAGACCUCAUAUCACUGAUGGAGAAACACGGCAUCGGUACGGAUGCCACCCACGCAGAUCACAUUGAGACCAUAAAGAGCCGUAUGUACGUGGGACUAACAGCUGAUCAGAGGUUUCUACCAGGAGAGCUUGGGAUGGGACUGGUGGAGGGUUAUAACUCCAUGGGGUAUGAGAUGUCUAAGCCACACCUGCGGGCGGAGCUGGAGGCGGACCUGAAGCUGGUAUCGGAGGGGAGGAAGGACAAACAGAGCGUGUUGAGACACCACAUUCACAAAUACAAGACGGUCUUCGUAGAGUCUGUUCAGAAAGCCAAGAGGUUGGACGAGGCUCUGUCUAUCUAUCUGGGCGCUGCCCAGGAGUUCAGCGAAUCAGAGCAGCAGGAUAUGGAAAUGCCCCUCCCAGUCAGGAAAUGUCCUCAGUGUGGGCGGGACAUGGUGCUGCGGAGGAGGAAGGAGGGGAAUGGGAAGUACCUGUCCUGCGUUGGUUACCCAGAAUGCAAGUGUUCCGUGUGGUUUCCGGACACGGUGUUAGAGGUCAACAGAGACGAGUCUGUCUGUCCCACCUGUCAGCCCCGCCCUGUUCACAUGUUAAAGUUGAAGUUCCGACGAGGCAGCCUCCCUCCCAUGAUGCCGCUGGAGUUUGUGGGCUGCAUCGGAGGGUGUGACGAGACACUGAGGGAGGUGCUCAACCUCAAAUACCUCAGAAUGGGUGGAGGGGGUGGCGGGAGGACCCCCAACCCCCUCCUCAUCCUGGCCCCCCACCCUCGCCCUGACCCCCAGGCCCCACGCCCUGACCCCAGAGGUGGUGACAUCACAGUGUGUAACUGUGGGUCGGAGGCGGUCCUCCUCACCGUGAGGAAAGACGGUCCUAACCAGGGCAGACAGUUCUAUAAGUGUUCCUCUGGAGGCUGUAACUUCUUCCUGUGGACCGACCAGCCCGACACUAACGUUUACCCUCCAGGCCCCCAGGGGCGCGCCACCCAGCAGGCCACACCAGCCCCCGGGACCUCCGGGGAGGUGGUUUGUAACUGCAGUGAGCCAGCGGUUCAGAGGACAGUGCAGAAGGAAGGACCUAAUAAAGGAAAAGUGUUCCAUACCUGUGGGAAGCCCAGAGAUCAACAGUGUGGAUUCUUCCUCUGGGCUGACGAGAACAUCCCACCACCAGGUUCAGGUUCUGGAGGGGGAGACUGGGGGAAGAGGGGGAGGGAGACUGGGGGAGGAGGAGCCCCCCCCACCACCAAACCCCCCGCUACCAGGAAGCCCCGUACCUGUGGCAUCUGUCACAUGCCUGGACACACACGUGUCACCUGCCCUCAGCGCUGACCUUUAACCCCUGAUCCCACUGCUGCCAUAGAGAUGCUCUGACCCCCGUGUGACCUUGUCCCCGACCUCUGAACUCCAAUGUGAUCAAGAAGCUCAGCGGUUGAUGUUUUUGAUAUAAACACAGAACUAGAAUCAGUUUACCUUCAACUCGCCCCUUAACCCUAAACAUCAGGAGGGGAUCCCAGACGGACCAGAGGCCAGAGGUGUUAAACCAGGGUUCAUUUGGGACAGGAGUGGGACUGGGUUCAGUCUGCCUGUGUCUCACCUCUGACAGAGAAACUGCAUUUAAAGGAGAAUAGAUCAAUAGUUUACAGAGAAAUAAAAGAAUGGAUUUGAAUGGUAAUUUGUCCCCAAUAUGUAACAUUGGUGUAAAGAAUAGAAUUGUAAAUCCAGCUGGGAGGAGACAGACUGGAGAAAGGGGAGAUUAAUACUGGUAUUUUUGAAUGUUUAUAUAAAAUCACUGAUCCCAGCAA